This is a messenger RNA of Vigna radiata var. radiata (mung bean), 2557 nucleotides long. RefSeq names its product DELLA protein GAI. NCBI's taxonomy places the organism in Eukaryota, Viridiplantae, Streptophyta, Magnoliopsida, Fabales, Fabaceae. The transcript has a single exon. The record is from RefSeq and is a predicted model, not a curated record. Gene Ontology annotation, biological process: response to abscisic acid; salicylic acid mediated signaling pathway; negative regulation of seed germination. Gene Ontology annotation, molecular function: DNA-binding transcription factor activity; sequence-specific DNA binding. Gene Ontology annotation, cellular component: nucleus. Bases 576 to 2231 code for a protein of 551 amino acids.
AUGUUAGCGGCUGAUCCAAUGAUGUAUGCUAUCAUAUGCCAAAAGAAAGUAUAGAAUGAAUGAAGAGGAUAUUAAGAGCACUUAUUGCUCAAAUUCAAUACUAAUAAACGAUAAUGACUAUGCCCAAUCAAAUGUUGAGCGUGAGAAGAGAUUCUCUCUCACCAUCAUAAAUGUUGGUGUUGCUAUUAGGACAUUGUUGAUUGGCCUAAUCCACAAAAAUUAUCAAAGACAAUCAAUCACUAACACAUAGGAACGUUAAAGCACGCGCGUGAAGUAGAGCGUGAUUGAAAGAUUGAAAUAGAACGUAAUGUGAACAGAUACUGUGUCAUCUCCAUCAGCCAGCAUCUUUCGUUCUUAGCAUUGCGGUGCUGUCACGGCUCUUGUAUAUCCCUAAAACAAAGCUUCAUUUCUAGCACACACGUAUCAUCACAUUAUGUUAUUAUUCGCACAUACACCGCCCAAAAGUAACAGUACUACUUAAGAUCUGGAAAGCCAAGAAAAAAACAGCAUCAGCAACAGUUUCUCUGUUUUUGUUGUUUUCUUGACGCCCUCUUAGUAAGACGAAGUGGGAAGGAAUGGGAGAUGCAAGUGAAGUGAAAGGGGAAUGUUCAGGCAGUGGGAAGGGGAAGAAGAUGUUUGAGGAAGAAGAAAACGAAGACAAGUUGUUGGCAGGCGUAGGAUACAAAGUGUGUUCCUCGGACAUGGUUGACGUGGCACACAAGCUCGACCAAUUGGAGAUGGUAAUGGAGGAAGAUGGAAUUUCCCAUCUCGCCUCCAACACUGUGCAUUACGACCCGACCGAUCUUUACGGUUGGGUCCAGAACAUUCUCAACAACGCGCCCAAUCACACCAUCACCACCAACAGCAACAACGCUGUCAUUCCAUCGCCGUUAAUCACUGUCCCGGAGAACGAUCUAACAGCGAUUCCAUUGCCAUACAUCGAAGCGUACCCACAAACAGAAAAUCAGAAUUGCCACAAGCGAUUCAAGGGUUCUUCAUCUCCGUUGUGGCCCGCGAUUUCAUCGGACAACGUUCUUCCGGUGGUUCUGGUGGAGGAAGCCGGCGUGUAUCUCGUUCACGCACUCAUGGCCUGCGCGGAGGCCAUUCAAUUAGGAAACGCAAGCCUCGCGUCAAGCCUCGUGAAGCAUGCAGGAACCCUCGCUGCGUCGCAAGGAGGUUCAAUGGGGAAGGUUGCAUCCUUCUUCGCUCAAGCUCUCGCUCGAAGAAUCUAUGGAUUCUAUCCUUACGAGACUCUAGACUCUUCCUACUCCGACAUGCUUCACACACAUUUCUACGAAUCGAGCCCGUACCUGAAAUUCGCGCACUUCACGGCGAACCACGCAAUCCUCGAAGCAUUCGCCACCGCGGACACGGUGCAUGUCAUCGAUUUUGGCCUGAAGCAGGGGUUGCAGUGGCCGGCGUUCAUGCAAGCACUAGCGGUCCGUCCCGGAGGUCCGCCAGCGUUCCGCCUCAGCGGGAUCGGACCACCGCGGCUCGACGACCCCGAUUCCGACUCGCUGAGUCAGGUCGGCUUGAAACUGGCGGAACUCGCUCGAAAAAUUAGGAUUCAAUUCGAGUUCCGCGGAUUCGUGUGUAACAGUUUAGCCGAUCUAGAUCCGUCCGUGCUCGACAUUCGAGCAGGAGAAUUCGUCGCGGUUAACUCUAUCUUCGAGCUUCACCGCUUGCUGGCGCGACCUGUUGACAUGGAAAAGGUGUUAGCCACGGUUAAGAGGAUUAAACCGGAGAUUGUUACCGUGGUGGAGCAAGAAGCGAAUCACAACGGUCCGGUUUUUCUGGAGCGGUUCACGGAGGCAUUGUACUAUUACUCUAGUUUGUUUGACUCGAUGGAGGGAUCGGUGGCGGCGCCGAAUGAACAGGCGUUGGUGAUGGCGGAGAUGUACUUGGGGAGGCAGAUAUGUAACGUUGUGGCGUGUGAGGGGGAAGAACGCGUGGAGAGGCACGAAACGCUGGGUCAGUGGAGAGCGCGGCUCGGUUUGGGCGGGUUGGAACCGGUUCGCAUGGGUUCGAACGCGUUCAGACAAGCGAGGAUGUUACUGGGCCUAUACGCUGAGGGGGGAGAAGGGUACAGAGUGGAAGAAAACAAUGGGUGCCUCUUGCUCGGGUGGCACACCAGGCCACUCGUUGCCUCGUCCGCGUGGAGACUCGCGCCCAAUGGUUUGAACCCAGUUAGAGAUCAGAAUGAUAUGAACCAAGAUUCCCGAUUCUGUUAAGUCAAAGUAUAGUAAGUCAGUUCCAGAGACACAGAACGGUUAAAUAGAAAGGUAAAAAACCAACUAAAAAAUCUUAAUUAUAAUUACUGUGUAACUUUUGAAGAAAAUUACUUUCCUACCCUCCAGGUCACGGGUUAAAAAAUGGCUCUGUACUCCUUUUGGCUUUUGCUUUUGCUUUUGGUCAGAGAGUAGUUUGGUAAAUGAAAAUUUUUGUCAGACCAUGCUUUUUCCUAAGAAAUCGAAACGUUUGGUAAAAAUUGUAAUUUUGUUUAUGUGCAAUAUUUUUAUUCUUAAAUCAAUCAAAUCACAUCAUUUUUAAAUCAUCU